AUGGUCACUGUCCAUGUCGGUCCCGACGAACAAGAAUUCUGCAUACACGAAGAACUACUCUGCUCAAAGUCAACAUACUUCGCCAAGGCACUCUCUGGACAGUUCAAAGAAGCUAAGACCCGCCGCGUCGAGCUCGAAGACGUUCGUGUGGUACUUUUCAGAGUGUUUGUUGGUUGGUUGUAUACUGGCAAGGUCGCUUAUAANUCUUCGGACCCAGAGGCCUCUUCGAAAGACGAAUUUGCUCAACUCGAUACGGUGUUGAGAGUGGGGUGCUCCUACGAAGCGGAAGAAGACUAUGACUCAGCCAAUGUUGAUGAAAACAACGUUGACGAUCUCUCAAAGUUUGAUCGAGAAGCUCCUCGAAGCUGGACCUACUUAAUCCUCGAAGCGUUGUUUGUACUGGCUGAUCAUCUGGAUGCUGCUACACUCAAGAGACAGAUCCUUGAUGCCAUUGAUNNCAAAAGAAGUUACAAAGUGGGCAUUACACCAGACUGUUCAGCAAUACUUCACGCCUACGCAAACACCACUCAGAAAUCCCCCUUGCGUCGGCUUCUCGUCCACAUUCACGCCUAUGGCGUGUCGUUCGCUUCGUCUCACAACGCUUGGAAUCACCUUCCCGUUGCAUUCCUCACUGCUGUGACGGUGACGAUGGAAAGAAGGCUACCGAGCCAGCAAUUUAGGACUUGUCCCCUCGAAGCGAUUGAAUCCAACAAGAUUGCGUCCAAGGACAUCGAUGACGUGUAUAGNAUACAAGACAUACCACCCUAUGAACGCGAUCUCUGUUUUUACCACGAGCACAAAGACAUCGAGGAAGGAAAGACAUGUCGCGCGGCGCGCAAGAAAGAAAGCGAGGAAGAGAGCGUUUCGGGAUGA
Aureobasidium vineae is the source of this 873-nucleotide messenger RNA. The record is from the annotation of a GenBank genome assembly. NCBI's taxonomy places the organism in Eukaryota, Fungi, Ascomycota, Dothideomycetes, Dothideales, Saccotheciaceae.